CUAAUAAGAGACGAAAUGGGCCAGGGCGAUGAGAGUGAUCGUAUUGUGAUCAACGUGGGAGGGACUAGGCAUCAGACUUACCGCAGCACCUUGCGCACCUUGCCUGGCACUCGGCUGGCCUGGAUUGCUGAGCCAGAUGCCCACAGUCACUUUGACUAUGACCCCCGCACGGAUGAGUUCUUCUUUGACCGCCACCCAGGAGUCUUUGCUCAUAUCUUGAAUUACUAUCGCACAGGUAAGCUGCACUGCCCAGCAGAUGUAUGUGGACCUCUGUAUGAGGAGGAGCUGGCCUUCUGGGGCAUUGAUGAAACCGACGUGGAGCCCUGUUGUUGGAUGACCUAUAGGCAGCACCGUGAUGCUGAAGAGGCCCUUGACAGUUUUGGAGGGGCACCUCUGGAUAGCAGUGCUGACGAUGGAGACGCAGAUGGCACUGGUGACUCAGGUGAUGGGGAGGAGGAGCUGGAGAUGACUAAACGCCUGGCACUGAGUGAUUCCCCAGAUGGAAGGCCUGGGGGCUUCUGGAAGAGGUGGCAGCCCCGUAUCUGGGCACUCUUUGAGGAUCCAUAUUCCUCCAGAUAUGCAAGGUACAUUGCAUUUGCCUCCCUGUUCUUCAUUCUGGUUUCCAUCACUACCUUUUGCCUCGAGACUCAUGAGAGAUUUAAUCCCAUCGUUAACAAGACAGAGACAGAAACUGUUGGGAAUGGCACCCAGGUGCGCUUCUAUUUGGAAGCAGAGACUGAGGCUUUUCUGACCUACAUUGAGGGGGUCUGUGUGGUCUGGUUUACUUUUGAGUUCCUGAUGAGGGUUGUUUUCUGUCCAAACAAGAUGGAAUUUAUCAAAAAUACCUUGAACAUCAUUGACUUUGUGGCCAUUCUGCCUUUCUAUCUGGAGGUUGGACUCAGUGGCCUGUCUUCCAAAGCCGCUAAGGAUGUCUUGGGCUUCCUGCGAGUCGUCCGGUUUGUUCGAAUCCUGCGAAUUUUCAAGCUAACCCGCCACUUUGUAGGGCUGCGGGUUUUGGGACAUACCCUCCGUGCCAGCACAAAUGAAUUCUUGCUGCUCAUCAUCUUCUUGGCAUUGGGCGUCUUGAUCUUUGCCACGAUGAUUUACUACGCUGAGAGAAUAGGUGCUAAACCCAAUGAUCCUAGUGCCAGUAAACACACACACUUUAAAAAUAUCCCCAUUGGCUUCUGGUGGGCUGUUGUCACCAUGACUACCCUGGGCUAUGGAGACAUGUAUCCUCAGACUUGGUCAGGCAUGCUGGUGGGAGCCCUCUGUGCUCUUGCAGGUGUGCUGACCAUUGCCAUGCCUGUGCCCGUCAUUGUGAACAAUUUUGGAAUGUAUUACUCCUUAGCUAUGGCUAAGCAGAAGCUACCAAAGAAAAAAAAGAAGCAUAUCCCACGGCCGCCCCAGCUGGGAUCCCCCAAUUACUGUAAAUCUGUCAUAAACUCUCCACACCACAGUACUCAGAGCGACACAUGCCCACUUGCCCAAGAAGAAAUGUUAGAAAUUAACAGAGCAGAUUCGAAAGUGAAUGGGGAGGUGGCCAAGGCGGCGCUGGCAAAUGAAGACUGUCCCCACAUAGACCAGGCUAUGUCACCUGAUGAGGGACUGCCCUUUACCUGUUCUGGCACUCGGGAGAGAUAUGGACCUUGCUUCCUCUUAUCAACCGGGGAAUAUCCCUGCCCGCCUGAUGGAGGAAUAAGAAAGGAUCUUUGCAAAGAAAGGCCUGUCAUUGCUAAAUAUAUGCCAACAGAGGCAGUCAAAGUGACUUGA
Molecule: messenger RNA, 1773 nt
Organism: Eublepharis macularius
Lineage: Eukaryota; Metazoa; Chordata; Lepidosauria; Squamata; Eublepharidae
Gene: KCNC1
Product: potassium voltage-gated channel subfamily C member 1
Exons: 4
Coding region: 16-1773 (585 amino acids)
Biological process (GO): protein homooligomerization; potassium ion transmembrane transport
Cellular component (GO): neuronal cell body membrane; dendrite membrane; voltage-gated potassium channel complex
Molecular function (GO): protein binding; delayed rectifier potassium channel activity
Source: RefSeq, a predicted model, not a curated record